This is a messenger RNA of Tyto alba (common barn owl), 987 nucleotides long. RefSeq names its product testis specific serine kinase 2 (gene TSSK2). The record is from RefSeq and is a predicted model, not a curated record. Gene Ontology annotation, molecular function: ATP binding; tau-protein kinase activity; protein serine/threonine kinase activity. Lineage: Eukaryota; Metazoa; Chordata; Aves; Strigiformes; Tytonidae. Gene Ontology annotation, cellular component: cytoplasm. Gene Ontology annotation, biological process: intracellular signal transduction; microtubule cytoskeleton organization; protein phosphorylation.
AUGGAUGAUAGUGUGGUGCUUGGAAAGAAAGGCUACAGCCUGAGCAACACGCUAGGAGAAGGCUCUUACGGUAAAGUGAAAUCUGCCUACUCCGACCGACUGAAAUGCAACGUAGCUGUCAAGAUAAUUGACAAAAGGAAAACUCCUCGGGACUUCCUGGAAAGAUUUCUCCCCAGGGAAAUACAGGCUUUGAGACGUUUGCACCACCCCUCAAUCAUCAAAACCCAUGAGAUUUUUGAGACAUCAGCUGGGAAAGUGUACAUCGUGAUGGAGCUGGGGGAAAAGGGAGACCUCCUGGACUACAUCAAGAUCACGGGAGCUAUGAAAGAAGACAUCGCUCACAUCAAGUUUCAGCAGUUGGCUUCUGCCAUCAAGUAUUGCCACGACUCAGACUUUGCUCACAGGGACCUGAAAUGUGAAAACAUCCUUCUUGAUGAAGACCUCAACAUCAAGCUGUCAGACUUUGGGUUUUCCAAAUCCUUGUCUCGGGAUAAAAAUGGAAGAACUAUUCUCAGCCAAACCUUCUGUGGGUCUGCUGCGUACACAGCCCCUGAAGUGCUAGAGGGCAUUCCUUAUGACCCCAGGAUUUCUGACAUAUGGAGCUUGGGUGUCAUCCUGUACACAAUUGUCUACGCUUUAAUGCCAUUCGAUGAUUCCAAUGUCAGGAAAAUGAUCUCUAUUCAGAAACAACGCAAGAUUCCCUUCCCCAACUCAAAUCACCUGACUGCAGAGUGCAAGGACCUCAUUUACCACUUGCUCCAGCCUAAUGCAUCUCAGAGGUGGUGCAUAGAUGAAGUCUUAAAACACUCAUGGUUGCAGACUCCAAAAUCCACAAUCCUUCCCCUCUGCCAGCUGCAGAAGAGGAUGAGCAUUCCCAAAACCUAUGUGAAAGAAAGUCUGAGGACAAGCAGCAAGCCACAUCCCAUUCUGCAGAAAGGGAAGGAAGGGAGAAGGAAACAGGAUCCUCCUAAGGAUGGCUGGGUUUAA